AUAACUCACAACAUUAAACAAAAAAACAAAGAAUAAAAUAAGACCUAAUUACUUAGCUAUCAAAUAGAAACAAUGGCUCCAGGUUUGGAAGAGCAGCAAAAUCAGCAAACUAGCCACACUGAUAUCAAACAGAGUCUAGCUAUUUACAAGGAUAUUCUUGAAAAUAAGGAACCUGAACAAACAGUGGAUCAUGAGCAGCAAAACCAAGCCGCCGGGCACCAAGAAAUCGGACAUAAGAGUCUCUUACAGAGUGAUGCUCUUUACCAGUAUAUACUUGAAACUAGUGUUUAUCCCGGGGAGCCUGAAGCAAUGAAAGAACUGCGAGAAUUAACAGCAAAUCAUAAAUGGAAUAUAAUGACAACUUCAGCUGAUGAAGGCCAAUUUUUGAGCAUGCUGCUGAAGCUAAUUAAUGCGAAGAACACUAUGGAAAUUGGUGUUUAUACUGGCUACUCACUUCUUGCUACUGCUCUUGCUCUCCCCGAAGACGGCAAGAUAUUGGCUAUGGACAUCAAUCGUGAAAACUACGAAUUAGGUUUACCAGUCAUUCAAAAAGCUGGCGUUGCUCACAAGAUUGACUUUAAAGAAGGACCUGCUCUUCCUGUUCUUGAUCAAUUAAUUGAAGAAGGAAAUUAUCAUGGAACAUUUGAUUUCAUCUUUGUGGAUGCUGACAAGGACAAUUACCUUAACUAUCACAAAAGAACAAUUGAGCUUGUGAAGAUCGGAGGAGUAAUCGGAUACGACAACACUCUAUGGACUGGUGCUGUGGUCGCACCAGCUGAUGCACCAUUGAAGAAGUAUGUGAGGUUUUAUUUGGAUCAUAUAUUGGAAUUCAACAAGGCCUUGGCUGCUGAUCCAAGGGUUGAGAUUUGCCAGCUUCCAAUUGGCGAUGGGAUUACUCUGUGCCGCCGCAUUAGCUGAUUAGUCCUAAACUUUUCAUUUGUCGUGUGCUGCUGUUGUAUGAUUUUACAUAUUACAGAUUGUUGAACAAUUGCUUUAAGUCUCAGGGCAGUUAUGAUUUUAAUUAGAAUAUUUAUACCUAAGCAUUUCCAAUCUAAUUUUU
Mercurialis annua (annual mercury) is the source of this 1060-nucleotide messenger RNA. Its product is annotated as caffeoyl-CoA O-methyltransferase-like. Gene Ontology annotation, molecular function: S-adenosylmethionine-dependent methyltransferase activity; O-methyltransferase activity. The coding region runs from base 73 to 918 and encodes 281 amino acids. The transcript is spliced from 6 exons. NCBI's taxonomy places the organism in Eukaryota, Viridiplantae, Streptophyta, Magnoliopsida, Malpighiales, Euphorbiaceae. The record is from RefSeq and is a predicted model, not a curated record.